Messenger RNA from Chara braunii, 339 nucleotides. The record is from the annotation of a GenBank genome assembly. NCBI's taxonomy places the organism in Eukaryota, Viridiplantae, Streptophyta, Charophyceae, Charales, Characeae.
GACGCCAAGGCGGGCAUUGCCCUGAGCGGCAACUUCGUGAAACUGGUGUCCUGGUACGACAACGAGUGGGGAUACUCCAACCGCGUGGUGGAGUUGAUUGAGCACAUCUCCAAAGCUUGAUUAAGAGAGUGUGCGUAGGUAGCAGGUAUUUAGGAGUGUACAUGGGAUGCUGGUGUCGAGAGUAUCGGCUGCACCAUCGGCAGUCGCCGACCACGGAGCGUGGCGUAUGCGAUUUGGUUCGGCCGUUUCAUUGUUGCGCGUUUUCGUUGCAUUGUAGUUGAGUAGUCUGGGGAUUAGGAAGGGUCUCAGGUUGAGCACCAAUCAAUUACAUUAGGUCGU